AUGAAACGCAGUAGGCGACGAGGCAAUCCAUCAUCGUCCGAGGAUAUUGAGGACGUAGUUCCUGAUCUACACUGGCAACCUUCUGACUGGUUUACUGUCUUCGAAAAUAUUUUACUCAUGCGUGAAAAGGCCAACGCUCCUGUCGAUUCAAUGGGUUGUCACGCAUUGGCUGACAAAAAUGCUGAUCCUAAGACAUCUCGGUUGCAAAUCCUCCUCGGUUUGAUGCUAUCUUCGCAAACGAAAGAUGAAGUGACAGCCGCCGCGAUGGCUCGGCUAUGUGAUCGCGGUGUUGCAAAUCUCACCGCUUUGCAAAAUAUCUCCGAGGCCGACUUGGCUGGCAUCCUUCAACCUGUGUCUUUCUACAAGACGAAGGCAAAGCACAUUAAACGGGUUGCACAAAUUUUAACUAAUGAUUACAAUGGCGACAUCCCUAACACAAUAGAAGGGCUUCUUGCGUUGCCAGGCGUCGGACCCAAAAUGGCUCAUCUGGCCAUGAAGUGUGCGUGGCAUCAGAUAACGGGCAUUGGAGUAGAUACCCACGUCCAUCGCAUCGUCAACCGAUUGAAAUGGGUCCCUGAACCCACUAAGAGUCCUGAAGAGACUCGUGUUGCCUUGGAGAGUUGGCUUCCAAUGGAUUUGUGGGGCGAGGUGAAUCAACUUCUGGUCGGUUUUGGUCAACAAAUUUGUCUGCCCGCUCGGCCGAAGUGCUCCUGCUGCUUGAACGCGCCCAUUUGUCCGGCCGCGGCAAAAUUCACCUCCACCGGUAGGAAGAGGCGCACGAAACAGACUGACCCCUCUUUUGAGGGGACAGACGUUCAGGAGGCGGUAGUGGUGGUGGAGCAAGUGGAAAGUGAAACCGAGGUCCAGAUUAUGGAUGAGUGCCUUAAACGCAAGGCACCGCGAAAGUAG
Hydatigera taeniaeformis is the source of this 909-nucleotide messenger RNA. NCBI's taxonomy places the organism in Eukaryota, Metazoa, Platyhelminthes, Cestoda, Cyclophyllidea, Taeniidae. The record is from the annotation of a GenBank genome assembly.